AUGCCUUUCACGCAGAAGCACCCCAAUAUCAAAGCACGCGUUCGCGAUUUGUUCCCGUACGACGACAAACAAAUGAUCAAUAUGAUUUACCACAAUCGCAUGAAUUCGCUACCAAAAGGAACUGUCAAAUAUCAACUGCUACACGAGGUGAUUGGAAAAAGGGAUGGCACGAUUUCUUCUCAAGUCGAAGUUUACAACCUUUUCGAUCUUGAUAAGGAUGGAGUCGUACUUUUUGACAGCCUUAAAAUGGUGGGAUGGCUAAAUUACGUGGACAGUUGCAACCCACCAGUAUCGCCUAUAUUAGUAUUGCUCCAAAAAUAUGGAUUUAAGGAGAUUGAGAUGCUUGAUCAUUUGCAUGCAGACGCAAAGCUUUGUCCUGCUGUCCAUCGUCUAAAGCGUUGA
This is a messenger RNA of Peronospora belbahrii, 402 nucleotides long. NCBI's taxonomy places the organism in Eukaryota, Oomycota, Peronosporomycetes, Peronosporales, Peronosporaceae. The record is from the annotation of a GenBank genome assembly.